Molecule: messenger RNA, 2306 nt
Organism: Scleropages formosus (Asian bonytongue)
Lineage: Eukaryota; Metazoa; Chordata; Actinopteri; Osteoglossiformes; Osteoglossidae
Gene: wbp1lb
Product: WW domain binding protein 1-like b
Exons: 4
Coding region: 245-1258 (337 amino acids)
Source: RefSeq, a predicted model, not a curated record
GCAGCUGAGUGACAGAUGAUAUAGCCAAUGGAAACGCACCUCUUAACGGCACCAAGGAAGUGCGCUCCCAAAAUGGUCCAAUUAAGAAGUACCAAGAAGUAGCGAGAGGGCGGUGCCAUAGAAAGGUCCUUUCUUAAUUAGUUAUGUAGUUCGGGAUUCCGUUGAGGUUUUGGGCACGUUUUAAGAUCUAUUUGUCUGUUUUUCUGGGCAGUGUAUGCGUUGACAUCGGGACGAAGCCGGGGGAAUGAAAGGGGCCGUGUUUCUUGCUCAGAAAAUGGGCUUCUUUCUGUUCUACGUCGGCUCCGUCAGUCCCAGCGCGACUGCGGCUGAGGAGAGUAAGCUGUAUUGUGACGGAGUGAACAAUCAGAGCUACAUAUGUGAGUCAGGCCACUGCUGUGGACAGUCACAGUGCUGCAGUUAUUACUAUGAGCUCUGGUGGUUCUGGUUGGUAUGGGCCAUCAUCUUCAUCCUGAGCUGUUUCUGCAUUUGUCACCACCGGCGUACAAAGCACCGGCUGCAGCAGCAGCAACGGCAGCAUGAGAUCAACCUCAUCGCCUACCGGGAGGCACAUAACUACACAUCUCUGCCCUUCUACUUCAGGUUUCUGCCAAAUUACCUCCUGCCUGAUUAUGAGGAAGUAGUCAACCGGCCCUCAACCCCACCUCCCCCUUAUAGUGCCUUGAAUACCAGCCCACCAGCUGGAACCAGUCCCUUGACCAGCGAACAACCAGACGGAUUUCAGCCACCCAUGCAGACCCCUCCAGCUCCUGCAGUCUGUGACACACUGUCCUCCAGGCACAGCCUUGAGGAUCACAGCCACCCAACAGAUUACAUCCAUAAAGGAGACAGCAAGGCACAGCUGGGCUCAGAGAAUUGCAACCCGGAUCUUGCAGCUUCUGGCCCGGAGAAGGAACCAUUGAGGGACUCUGGCCCUGAGGGCUGCCAGGAGGACAAGGAAAGGAGCGUGGGGAGGCACCGGCGCUUUACAGGUGACUCGGGCAUUGAAGUUUGCGUGUGCAACCAAGUGCCGGAGGGUGAAGGCCUGCGGGAGCUGGACGAGCUGUUGGGUGACAGUUUGGGACUGGAGGACUUCUGCGACGGCUGCGCUUCCUGCAGCCUUCGUGGUGCCGGGGAUGAUGAGCUGGGUCAGGCCCAGCUAGAGGGCCGGGUGGAGCGGCAUGCCGUCUGUCUGCUCUUGCACACCAUCAAUGAACAGGAUGGGCCGAACCAAGCAGGUAGCAUGGACUCCCAGAACUGAGCGCAAAGCACAUUACCGAAGGAACAGGACAGAGUGUUAAACAUGGACUCCUCGCACUUUCCUACAGUAUGUUGCGUGAUGUUGCUGUCAUUCUUUUUAUGAACCAGACUCUCAAGUCCAGUUAAGCCUUCUGUACAGUAGCACUUUCAUGGUCUGUGGCUGCCUGUCACGACUAGAGAAGCUGCUCUAGAAGCAAGAGGAUGGGCUCCCCAGUGCCUGUUUUGACAAUUCAAAUGUGAUGACAGAACCAAGACCCAGUUUAAGAAUGGUAUGCGUGGCGCUCGUGGUGAUGCUACUGCUUGUAUUUAUUGAGUGAAUCAGGACCUACUCACCAGGACUGAAAGGGGUGUUGAUGAAAAUUUUAAUUAUUUUGUGAGCGUGCAGUGCAAGCGAUACCCAGUUUGUUUCAUGCCAUAGCCGGCUCUCCUGACGUGGGCUGUGCUCUUCAAACCAAACGUUGUCUGUUGUGAAAUGUUGGACAUGUGCCUUGCUAGCGGAAGACUAAUGGUGGUGUACAUAGCUACACGCUUUUUAACAUUGUCUACAACUUAAGAAGCACUAGCAGUAAGAACACCAUAUUGUCAUGGGUUCUAUACCCCAUUAUACUGUAACCAAAUUGUCUGCUUUGUUACUACUGUAAAGGGGAAAUGUAUUUAGCAAAUGGAUGUAUGCUUAGUUAACAUUUUGCACAUGAUAUAUUUAUGGAUAAUGGAUCUAAAUUUUCUUAAAGAUCAGUAGCAGUUCAGUAUUUGUACAAAGUGUCUUAAUUCACAUCACAUUUUGUCUGCCAAUGAACUUCAGAAAAUGGUUGAUAAAAUAUUAGUCUCACUAGUUUUCACGUGAUUACAUUAACUGACAAAACACUACAUAUUAUUGCAGACUUCUACAUCUUUUGUUUGACUGAUUAGGUUUCUGUUAAUUUUAAAUACAAUAGAGAUUACAUUGCUAGCUGCAGUGUGCCUUCAACCUCCAUAUACAGUAAGUGCUUGCUCAAAUCUGAAUUGUAUACUGAUGCAGGUUUUGAUUUUCUAUGAAAGUGAUUAGGUUU